AAUAAAAAAAUCUCGUAAAAGUGAAGGAAAAGUUUUGAUUUUCUCUGUUACUUACAGCCGCUAUGUAUGAGGAGUCCAAAACAAAACCUUCGAAGAAUCGAACAGAGACAGAGAUCCAAUAAGCGGACUAAUAUAUCGCUUCAUUGUCCAAAAAAUUACUCGUAUAAAUUCUGUUUGAAACUAAUUUUUCAUUAAUCUUCGUAUUUCUCAAAAAUGAUAUCCCGAAAUUCAUUGAGAAAAUCAACUAGCUUUCCAAAUUAAAAAGGAAAUCUCACACUUUUUCUUCAGAAUGCCUUCAUUUAAUCCCGCGUCAAAGGCGUUUACGCGCUUGUUUUCGUGUCGGGAUUUAUUCCGGCGGCGGAUAAUAAAGUAUAGUGAUUUCAAUCAGAUUAGGUACCUGAGUACAAUUGGUGGGUCAAAUGCAUUUUCUUCAGACAAUAAAUCAGCGGUCACUGGAUACUGGAAUUAUAAUUUACGGGAUUCGGGAAUUUUUCCUAAUAAUCAUAAUGUUAUUGUCCAGAAAAGAGGAUUUUUGGGGUGUGGUGAUGGCGAAGAGGGGAAUAUGUUAGCUAAGGUACACGAAGAGAGACGUGUUUUGGGAUAUUCCCCAGAGCAAUUAUUUGGUGUGGUUGCUGCUGUCGACUUAUAUGAGGAUUUCGUUCCUUGGUGUCAUCGAUCAGAGAUAAUUCGACACCUUCCUGAUGGGUCGUUUGAUGCUGAGCUGGAAAUUGGUUUUAAAUUUCUUAUUGAAAGUUAUGUAUCCCGCGUGGAGUUCAAGAAACCUAAAUAUGUAAAGACUACAUCUUCCCAAAGCAGCCUUUUUGAUCAUUUGAUUAACAUCUGGGAAUUUAAUGAGGGGCCUGUUCCAGGCACCUGCAACCUUUAUUUCUUGGUGGACUUCAAGUUUCAGUCACCAUUUUAUCGACAGAUGGCAAAUAUGUUCUUCAAGGAAGUGGCGUCUCGAUUAGUUGGUUCAUUCAAUGACCGAUGUAAAUUGAUAUAUGGACCUGGGGUCCCAAUUCUUGAAAAUACUUUUGAACAGAGAUCGUGAAAAGUUACAUCAUCUGUGCCUUUAUGGUGAUGUUUUCAAAUCCAGUUCCAGAUGAGUUCAUGGUUUUAAGUAAGCUCAAUUUAUCUAAAUCAGACUGAUUCAACCCUUGCCUUAUUCUGUUUUUUUUUUUUGUCUCAGGCCUCUUGAUCAUUCCAUGUGUCUUCCUUGUUGGAACUGCCUGGAAUUUCCAAUCCUUCAAUUUACUCCUAUUUCGGUCCAUCCUUAGGCAGAAAUAUACAAGUUUAUUUCAUUUUUUAAGGAAGAGAUAUGAUUGUACUUUUGAGUACAGCUCUACCGAGUAGAUUAAUGUUGUAGCGUUGAUAUUGUAUUUCUCUUCCUCCAGAGCUAGAUGAUACUCAGGGUGGCUCUAAAUGUACGACCACUGUAUGAUGUCUUUUAUGAACAAUUGCAUUCCAUGAUGGCUAA
Olea europaea var. sylvestris is the source of this 1477-nucleotide messenger RNA. RefSeq names its product coenzyme Q-binding protein COQ10 homolog, mitochondrial-like. Bases 290 to 1051 code for a protein of 253 amino acids. NCBI's taxonomy places the organism in Eukaryota, Viridiplantae, Streptophyta, Magnoliopsida, Lamiales, Oleaceae. Gene Ontology annotation, molecular function: ubiquinone binding. The transcript is spliced from 5 exons. Gene Ontology annotation, biological process: ubiquinone biosynthetic process; cellular respiration. The record is from RefSeq and is a predicted model, not a curated record.